CUUUCUGUGAAGUCGACAUACCCGAGUGUGAGUCUGACCCCUGUCAGCACGGCGCCACCUGCCAGGAAGGAGUUAACCAGUAUACCUGCCUCUGCUGGCCUGGCUAUGAAGGCGAGAACUGUGACCUUGAUGUGGAUGAGUGUGAAACGCAGCCGUGCGACAACGACGGCAAAUGCUUCCAGCGAUCCGACUCCAGACACUACAGACUUCUGCCUGAUCUGGACAUGGACUUCAGCUAUGAGAGCGCAGCCGGAUUCCUGUGCCACUGCCGCGCUGGAUUCACAGGCGACAAUUGUUCAGUUAACGUGAACGAAUGCGAGUCCGCGCCGUGUGAAAACGGAGGCAGCUGUGAAGAUCUCAUCAAUGCGUUUGGGUGCUCGUGUCCUGCGGGGUUCACAGGUGUGGUGUGUGAGAUUAACCUGGACGAGUGUGAGAGCGAACCCUGUCAGAACGACGGCCGCUGUGAAGACGCCAUUAAUGACUACACGUGUCACUGUCCUCCUCCUGCGCCGGACCAGCUGCCCUGGGGCGGUCAUGACUGUGACGUCCAGCUGACCGCCUGUGUGUCUGACCCCUGCCAAAACAACGCCACCUGUGUGCCUUCACUGCUCAGAGACCAGCAUCAGCACACCUGCACAUGCCCUUCAGGCUUCCACGGUGACACCUGCCAAACAUCCACCACCUUCUCUGUGACCAGAGGUUAUCUGGUCAUCGAGGUCCCGCAAAUCAACAGGACAUCCCAAGGGCCGAGCGUCCAGCUGAGGUUCAGGACGACCUUGUCGGAUCUAAUUCUCUUCCUCCGGGGAAGCCAAGAGCACUUCUUCAUACUGGAGCUAAUUGGUGGAGACCUGCACUCCAGAGCCGAAUCGGGAGACUUAAAGCUGGCUGUGCAGUUAAGUGGGGAUUUCAGCGACGGACUCUGGCACGAAGUCUCGGUUAGUGUGGACGAGAGACUGAUUCUGACCUCGCUAUCAGACGACCUGACCAGAGCUGAGGAUGGAGGACACAACCAGCUUCUGUCCUUCCAGCCACACGGUUUGGAGAGAGUCUACCUCGGCGGGGUGCCGCAGGAAUACCUCAACCGAACUGCAUCCAGGAUGGGAUUCCUGGGCUGUUUUGAGGAUCUGCUGGUGGAUUCUCAGCCGGUUCUUCCCCAGAGCUUCGGUCUGCAGCCGGAUGUGCAGAUGGGCUGUGAGAAGAGCGACUGGUGUGGGCUGGACCCCUGCUCUGAGCGCGGCCGCUGUGUGGAUCUGUGGUCAGACUACAGGUGCGACUGCCGCAGGCCGUUUCAUGGACACAACUGUUCAGAAGAGUUCACUUCAUGGACGUUCAGUCCCGAGCGCAACAGGAGCUUCGUUGCGUUUCCCAUCAUGCAGCAGCAUGCCGGUGAUGUGAGCGUGUCGCUGUGGCUGAAAUCACGUCAGUUGAAUGGACUGGUCCUUCAGCUCCAGCGUGAGAAUCAAGCUUACCUCACUGUUUUCCUAAACAAUGGCUCGUUAUACAUUGCGAUAUACAACUCCAUCAGAAGAGCCUCCAGCUUCCUGACCGACGGGGAGAAGGUCUGUGUGUCCAUCAAAAAAGAACGAGGCUUUAUAUUAUUUAACCAAACGCAGCAGGUUUUUACUCCAAAAGAGCUGAUUGGGUUUGAGGUGGAGGCUGGAGACGUGGCGUAUCUCGGUGGGCUUCCUGAAGGAGAAAACGGCAGACAGUGGGGUGGAUAUUUUAAGGGCUGCCUGCAGGACGUGCGUAUAGACGACACACAGCUGUACAUGUACUCAGGCAGCAUCAGCCACAAACCACAGCAUCCCAGCUACUUACCCAGAAACUCCUCUAAUGUGCUGGAGGGCUGCGCCGGAGACCAGACGUGCAAGAUGAAGCCGUGUCAGAACGGAGGGAAAUGUGUGGUGAUCUGGAAUGACUUUGUGUGCUCGUGUCCACUGAACUUCUCCGGGAAGACAUGCGACGCUCGCGUGUGGUGCGUCAGCGAUCCGUGUGACUCUGGGACUCGAUGUGUGGAUUUACCUGACGGUUAUGAGUGUUUAGCCAACGCCACGUUUGAGAGCAACGCUUUGAAGUUCAGCGCCGACGGCUCCUUGUCCGUCCCUGUGAUGAGCAUCUCGAUGCAGCUCCGGACGCGCGAGGAGAACGGGACGCUGUUACGCACCUCCAGCCACAUGGAGUUCUUUUGCAUGGAGCUCCUCAACUCCUCCCUCAUCGUCAAGUUUCGCGACGGGAACAGUCUGGAGGUGCACACCUUCACCAGCGACGUCCCCAUUUCGGACGGAGACUGGCACCAGGUGGAGCUCUACCUGUCCAGCUCGAGGACAGCGGCGUCUCGGUGGCACCUCUCCAUCGACAGACAAGCGGCCGGAUUCAGUUCGGAUCCCGCCGGGAACAUGGACCUCUUCAACUCCUCCAGCGUUUGGCUGGCGGAGAACUACACCGGCUGUUUGGGCGAGGUGCGGAUCGGUGGCGUUUAUUUACCGUUUUCAGGACUCCUAGAGGAAGAAGCGCCACAAACGUCCCGGUUCAUGCGAGUCGGCGGGAUUUCUGAGCCUCGUCUGGGAUGCACCAGCUCCUCCUCCUGUCUUUCCGAUCUGUGCCAGAACAACGGCACCUGCACGGAUCUCUUCAAUCUCCUCUCCUGCGAAUGCGGCCCGGGAUGGACCGGCGAGCGCUGUCAGGAGAACGUGGACGAGUGCGGCUGGUGGCCCUGCGUCCGCGGGACGUGCCGGGAUCUGCUGGGGGACUACGAGUGCCAGUGCGCUCCCGGAUACGCUGGGAAGAACUGCCAGCUGGAGGCGGAUGUGUGCCAGGAGCAUCGCUGUGAGAACGGAGGCUCGUGUGCGGCUGCGGUUGUGGGAUACAUCUGCGUCUGUCCACCUGAUCACACCGGACCGCUCUGCCAGUGGCGUUUUCCUCGGCAGUGUGAUGUGGAUUUCCGGUGUGAUCAUGGAGGUGUUUGCAGCGAGGGCUCGUGGGGAGCGAACUGUUCCUGUAGACCGGGCUUCACCGGAGACAGAUGUGAAGUGGAUAUAGACGAGUGUGAGUCGAACCCGUGUCGUAACGGAGGCACGUGUGUGAACCGACACAACCACUACCUCUGUGAGUGUGUGUCCGACUUCAGCGGAGAAAACUGCCAGAAUACGAAGCAGCUGCAGCAGGAGCGUGUGCCGUGGCUGAUGGUGGCUGUCCCACUGGUGUGUCUCGCUGUCCUGCUGUCCGCGGUCGGGAUGGUUUGUCUGGUUCUCACGGCCCGGAAGAAGCGCCAGUCGGAGGGAACCUACAGCCCGAGUCAGCAGGAAGUAUCUGGAGCCCGACUGGAGAUGGGCAGCGUGCUGAAGGUGCCUCCAGAGGAGAGACUGAUCUGACAUCGGUCGUCCUGUGGAUGGUUUGGGCCGAACACACAUGGAACCAACAGAUGUGGCUUUUGUGUGUCGAGACAUGUUGAGCAAAGCUGCGUGUGCCUUCCAUGGAAGGAUAAUGGAGAAAAACACUGCUGAUCCUCCACUUUCACCACUGUGAGUAAGAGAGCAGUGGACAUCUUCAGCUUGGGAAGCCAAUGUGAGAAAUAUAAACUGACCACUUUCCAUCCCAUAUGGCAAAAAAUAUAUUUUCAAAUAUAUUUCAAAAUAUACAACAA
This is a messenger RNA of Sinocyclocheilus grahami, 3643 nucleotides long. Its product is annotated as protein crumbs homolog 1-like. Lineage: Eukaryota; Metazoa; Chordata; Actinopteri; Cypriniformes; Cyprinidae. The transcript is spliced from 11 exons. The record is from RefSeq and is a predicted model, not a curated record. The coding region runs from base 225 to 3371 and encodes 1048 amino acids. Gene Ontology annotation, molecular function: calcium ion binding.